Closterium sp. NIES-65 is the source of this 2118-nucleotide messenger RNA. Lineage: Eukaryota; Viridiplantae; Streptophyta; Zygnematophyceae; Desmidiales; Closteriaceae. The record is from the annotation of a GenBank genome assembly.
AUGAACGGUACGGACCUCCCGCUCCGCACUGCCAUUGUCCGACUCCCUGCUGGCUCUGUCAAGGCUCGUCAUCUCGCUCCCUCUCCCAAACGUGUUGCGUUGGUUCCCGUGCUCGCAGUCGCGCGAUUCGACUUCUCGCAUGGGGACUCGGACUAUCACCAAACCACGCUGGACAACCUUCGCGCGGCCAUGCGCAAGACGAAGAAGCUUUGUGCGGCGCUCGUUUAUGCCGUCUUUCUCGAUGCUGGAGAUUCAACUUGUGGGUGUCUGCGUCCUGUGGCGGUUUCUUACCCUCUUCCUUUCUCCCUUCCUGCCAACGUCGCCCCUCGCCAUCGUGUGAUGUUUGACACGAUGGGGCCGGAGAUCACGAUCCACAACGCGUCGGGCAGCCCCAUCUCGCUCACGGCCGGCGACUCCAUCACCAUCACGCCCAGCCCCUCCGCCGCGCCCAUCUCCUCGCAGCUGCUCCCCAUCAACUUCAAGGGCCUCGCCAAGGCAGUGAAGCCGGGAGAUGAGAUCUUCGUGGGGCAGUACCUGUUCACGGGCAGCGAAACCACCUCCGUCUGGCUCGAGGUCCACGAGACGAAGGGCGCUGAUGUGAUCUGCUUCGUUAAGAACAGUGCCACGCUGGCGGGCACUGUGUUCACGGCCCACGUGGCACAGGUUGCCUCUCUCUCUUCCCUGUCUCUGUUCCAUAGUUGUCCUCUCGUCUCCACGCCCCUCGUGUCACCCGUGUCGUCCCCCCAUCACCCGCACCCCUGGGCGGCACAGGUGCGCAUAGACCUGCCGACGCUGACGGAGGAGGACAAGCGGCUGAUUGCCACGUGGGGGCAGCGCAACAGCAUCGACAUCAUCUCCCUCUCCUUCACACGCCACGCUGACGACGUCCGCCAGGCGCUGUCUCAUGUGCUCUCAGGUGCUGCAUCAUUCUCUGUCAUGGUGCUGUCGCAGGCCCGAGCACUGCUGUCGAAGCUGGGCGAUCUCUCUCAGACGCAGAUCUAUGCCAAGAUUGAAAACAUGGAGGGAUUGAAGCACUUUGACGAGAUUCUUCAGGAGGCAGACGGCAUCAUCCUCUCACGAGGCGAUUUGGGCAUUGACCUCCCAGCAGAGAAGGUGUUUCUGUUUCAGAAGGCGGCCAUCUUCAAGUGCAACAUGGCGGGCAAGCCAUCCAUCAUCACGCGUGUCGUCGACACCAUGACAGACACGCCGCGCCCCACCAGAGCCGAGGCCACCGACGUUGCCAACGCCGUGCUUGAUGGCACGCACACGGUGCUGCUGGGAGCGGAGACGCUGCGAGGGCUGUACCCCGUGGAGACCGUCAUGACCGUGCGCAAGAUCUGCGCUGAGGCGGAGAAGGUGUACAACCAGCAGCUCUACUUCAAGAAGACGGUCAAAUACGUGGGCGAGCCCAUGAGCCACAUCGAAUCCAUCUGCUCCUCUGCAGUGCGUGCGGCAGAGAAGGUGCGCGCGUCAACCAUCGUGGUCUUCACGUCGUCAGGCCGCACAGCUAGGCUGGUGGCCAAGUACAAGCCCACGAUGCCCACGCUGGUGGUGGUGGUGCCGCGCCUCAGCACCAACCAGCUCAAGUGGAGCUUCACUGGUGCCUUCCAGGCCCGCCAGUGCCUCGCCAUUCGAGGCCUCUUCCCCAUGCUCGCCGACCCACGCAACCCGUCGGCGAGCAACAUCACGACGAACGAGACGGUGCUGAAGAUGGCGAUGGAGAAGGGCAGGGAGAUGGGCCUCAUGCGCGCUCAUGACCGCGUCGUCGUCGUGCAAAAGCUCGGCGACUCCUUUGUUGUGGAUGCCAUAGUGUACCUCGUCGACGCUGCCGAUAAGGAGAGAUUCAUCGAGUCGAAGAAGGAACUCGAUGGACUACUUUCAGACGACUCCCUGGCUCUCGUGCCGUUUCUGAUCUUGGGAAACAAAAUCGACAUUCCAACUGCCGCAUCCGAAGAUGAGCUUCGUUAUUCCCUGGGCCUGACCAACUACACGACAGGGAAGGGCAAGGUAAAUUUGGCAGAGUCCAACAUCAGACCGAUUGAAGUCUUCAUGUGCAGUGUGGUGCGUAAGAUGGGAUAUGGUGAGGGCAUUAAGUGGCUUUCGCAGUACAUCAAGUAG